CGUCCCGGUGGACGAUGGUACGCGUUUGCUGUUUAGAGUGUUAAGUGAUACUGUAAAAACAUAUUGUUAUAUUAUUUAUAAUAGUUAAAGAUUUAAUAUUUUAUUCACAGACCACAGUGCAUAGUUAUAUGGUUUAAUAAUCAUCAUAAUAUUACAAUAAUAAAUAAUCGUUACCGAAUCUCGUUCGGCCAUUUAUGGUAAUGUAAUCUUACGAAUCCGCUGGUCAACACCAUACAAAACAUCAAGAUGAAUGAUAAAAUAUCGUUUUCGUUCAACUCCGGUGGACGGUCGUCGUCGUCCAGGUCAGUGGCCAUACCUCCACCGGCAAACAGCGGACUCAGUAAGCAGGGCUACUCCACAUUGAACGCCAUUAACCAUUCGGCAAUCUCCAACUUAUGGGGUGUGCCGAAGAAACGGGCAAAAACCGAAGAAGAGUAUUUUGAAGACGAAGAUGAACAUCAACAGCCUCAACUCGAGUACAUUCCUGCGCCCGAUAGUCCAUCUAAUAAAAAAUCUGACUGCGAUUCUGAUUCAUCUGAAGACCCGUUAGAUGCUUUCAUGGAAGGGUUAGAAAAAGAAGUAAAAAAAGCAAAAACUUCUGACAAAAAAGAAAAAAAGGAAGAUGAAAAAGGUAUCAGACAAGAUAUUGAAGAAGAGGACAUAGAAGAAUCAUACUACAGGUGUUUUAAAGCUAGCGAAGAUCACACUUGGGAACAAACAGUCGGAUCAAGUUCAUCAGUAAAAGUACACACAGGUCCAUUAAAAGAAAGAAAAGCCAAAAAAAACCGAUGGGACAACUGA
Messenger RNA from Diuraphis noxia (Russian wheat aphid), 801 nucleotides. RefSeq names its product ATP-dependent RNA helicase DDX42. Gene Ontology annotation, molecular function: ATP binding; RNA helicase activity; nucleic acid binding. NCBI's taxonomy places the organism in Eukaryota, Metazoa, Arthropoda, Insecta, Hemiptera, Aphididae. The record is from RefSeq and is a predicted model, not a curated record.